AUCCAGAUUUAGAAAGAGGUUUUUACAUAGUUUUCAUACUGUAACUGCCUAUUAUAUAAUGAAAAACGUGUUUCUUUAACCUAAUCAAAGCCUUGAAAUCCUGCUGUCCUCUGGUCCUGUUCUAUAUACUACAGAGAUAAAAAUAGCAGCCUUUCAUUCAAGGAACUGUGGCCAGGGAGCAGAAACGGGCCUGGAACUUUCUUUGGUGGGGUCACUUGACACCCCAGUGGGCUCAGAGAGUUAUAAACCAGGAGAGCAGCAGCUCUCGUCUGUCUGCCAGGAGCCAAGAAGUAGUGCUGGAGAGUAGUGUUGUUGAGUACGGGCUCAAGCGUCACCUUCAUUCAGAAAGCUGGUGAUCAUCAAACUCUGAAAGAUGUCUAAAGGACCAGCAGUAGGUAUUGAUUUGGGUACCACCUAUUCUUGUGUUGGAAUCUUCCAACAUGGCAAAGUGGAGAUUAUUGCCAAUGACCAAGGAAACAGGACCACACCCAGUUAUGUGGCCUUCACAGACACUGAGAGACUCCUUGGAGAUGCUGCCAAGAACCAGGUGGCCAUGAAUCCAGCCAAUACUGUAUUUGAUGCUAAGCGUCUGAUUGGUCGUAAGUAUGAUGAUCCAGUAGUCCAAUCCGACAUGAAACACUGGCCCUUCAAGGUUAUUAAUGACUCCUCAAAACCCAAGAUAGAGGUUGAAUACAAGGGUGAAAUCAAAACCUUUUUCCCUGAGGAGAUUUCUUCAAUGGUCCUCAAUAAAAUGAAGGAAAUCUCUGAAGCUUAUCUUGGCAAGCCAGUGAACAAUGCAGUUAUCACAGUUCCUGCUUACUUCAAUGACUCUCAGCGUCAAGCAACCAAAGACGCUGGGACAAUCUCUGGUCUUAAUGUGCUGCGAAUCAUCAAUGAACCCACAGCUGCUGCUAUUGCAUACGGCCUGGAUAAAAAGGUUGGAGGCGAGCGCAAUGUCCUCAUUUUUGAUCUUGGUGGUGGUACAUUUGAUGUGUCAAUCCUCACGAUUGAGGAUGGCAUCUUUGAGGUCAAGGCCACAGCAGGCGACACACAUUUGGGUGGUGAGGACUUUGACAACCGCAUGGUUAAUCACUUCAUUGCUGAGUUCAAGCGCAAGUUCAAAAAGGACAUCAUCAGCAAUAAGCGAGCUGUGCGUCGUCUGCGCACUGCGUGCGAGCGUGCAAAGCGCACCCUCUCGAGCAGCACCCAGGCCAGCAUUGAAAUUGACUCGCUUUAUGAAGGUACAGACUUCUACACCUCAAUCACCAGGGCUCGCUUUGAAGAGCUCAAUGCAGACCUGUUCCGCGGAACGCUUGAACCAGUGGAGAAAGCUCUCAGAGAUGCCAAAAUGGACAAGUCCCAGAUCCAUGACAUUGUUCUGGUAGGUGGAUCCACACGUAUCCCUAAGAUCCAAAAGCUUCUGCAGGACUUCUUCAAUGGUCGUGAUUUAAAUAAGAGCAUCAACCCAGAUGAGGCUGUGGCUUAUGGGGCAGCUGUACAGGCAGCCAUCUUAGCUGGCGAUAAGUCUGAGAAUGUCCAGGACCUGCUCCUGCUGGACGUCACGCCCCUGUCCUUGGGAAUUGAAACAGCUGGAGGAGUGAUGACAGUCCUUAUCAAAAGGAACACGACCAUCCCAACCAAACAAACCCAGACCUUUACCACCUACUCAGACAACCAACCUGGUGUGCUUAUCCAGGUUUAUGAAGGGGAAAGAGCCAUGACCAAGGACAACAACAUCCUGGGGAAAUUUGAACUGACUGGUAUUCCACCUGCUCCCAGAGGAGUUCCUCAGAUUGAGGUGACCUUUGACAUUGAUGCCAAUGGCAUCCUCAAUGUAUCUGCAGUGGACAAAAGCACAGGAAAGGAGAACAAAAUUACCAUCACCAAUGACAAAGGGCGACUGAGCAAGGAGGACAUUGAGCGUAUGGUGCAAGAAGCAGAGCAGUUCCGGGCUGAAGAUGAGGUUCAAAGAGACAAGGUCUCUGCCAAAAAUUCCCUCGAGUCAUUGGCCUUCAACAUGAGGAGCACAGUAGACGAUGAGAAGCUUAACGACAAGAUCAGCCCAGAGGACAAAAAGAUUAUUGUGGACAAGUGCAAUGAAGUAAUCGCUUGGCUGGACAGAAACCAGACUGCUGAGAAGGAGGAGUAUGAACACCAACUGAAGGAACUGGAGAAAGUGUGCAACCCCAUCAUCUCCAAGCUCUACCAGGGGGGUAUGCCGGGAGGAAUGCCCGGUGGCUUCCCUGGAGGGGCAGGAGCUGGUGGCUCUUCUGGCCCAACCAUUGAGGAGGUUGACUGAAUCCUGCUUGUUAUCUCAGUCACAGUCCAGAUUCUUUGCCCACAUGAAUUUGAUCUCAUAUCCUGAAUGGCAAAAGCAUAUUUUCUUGUUAAGUGAAUACCCUGUUAUUUUUACCUUUGAGAAAUUCUUCUGAACUUCUUUCACAAAUCGUUAAAAAUGCAACAAUUACUUGAACAAACAAUCUCAAUGAUCAGUAAAAUGUCAAGCUAAUCUGUGAUUUCAUUAGAUCAAUAAAGAUCAACAAGAUUGCUCACAAA
Nothobranchius furzeri (turquoise killifish) is the source of this 2556-nucleotide messenger RNA. It is a transcript of the gene hsc70, whose product is annotated as heat shock cognate 70. The record is from RefSeq and is a predicted model, not a curated record. Gene Ontology annotation, cellular component: plasma membrane; nucleus; cytosol. Gene Ontology annotation, molecular function: ATP-dependent protein folding chaperone; ATP binding. NCBI's taxonomy places the organism in Eukaryota, Metazoa, Chordata, Actinopteri, Cyprinodontiformes, Nothobranchiidae.